AAUCUGCAACCUCGAGAUACUCGCCAGCCUCGACCUCGGAAACUCCGCUGCAAGGCGUAUAAAAGGAUGGCGCUUCCACGAAUUCGCUCAACCUUUCCCAGCGCUCUUCAGCGCGGGCAUAAGGUUGUAGUUACCACGACCAGGUUAUCCACCCGACAUGAAAAUCGUCGGUGGGCCUUAAUGGCGUCAUUCCCUCAACGGCGGUGGCUUUGGCCAUCAUUCCAACGGUUCAGGUCGCGACUGCUAAAUUGCAACAGGCUUUCACAUGAACUUUGAUCAUGGGCUCCAUAAGAUCAACGCUUCUUUCGACAGCCGUGGCAUGGCUGCUGGCGGUGGUUUCGCCGGCGUAUGCUUGCAUGGAUAGAUGCUCCAACACGCAGUAUAAUCCCGUAUGCUCGAAGGGGCAUAUGUGGUUCAACUCCUGCUACAUGAAGUGCCAAUCUCCUGACGUCACCGUCUACGAGAAGUGCCCAUCUACACCUGCACCGCCCCCAUCCCCUCUUGCACCUGCCGUCCCAUCCUGCAACCCCUACACCUCCCGCUACAAGAACGUCUCCCGGUACAACCCCCGGGACUGCCGUACCUACACGCUGUACGACGUGGACGCGAUCUGCAUGCCCAACUGGGGGGCUGCGAAGGAGUACUGCAGCCGCCAGGGAUUGGAGCUGGCGCCCUGGGACAAGGACGCGUCCUUCGGUGUGCUGCAGUCGCUGUGCAAGGACAGCCGGUUCACCUGCUGGGCUGGCGGCAGGGCGCCGGAGGACUUGUGCCCCGUCAUGAGCCAGGAGGGAGACAUGCACUUCCAGGGCUGCGACCAGCCCGUCAGAUUCGUGUGCAGAACCAAGGACGGAGAGUGCACGCCCUCACCCAGUCCACCGUCGCCGCGGACUUCAUCAUCCAAACCUCCCUCCCCCCGACCCCGUCCACCCUCGCCCUCCCCACCCUCUCCUAAAACGCCGUCACCCCUGCCGCCAUCGCCUUCCCCACCCUCCCCUAAGCCGCCGUCACCCCUGCCUCCGUCACCCUCCCCGCCUUUCAUAAGCCGCCGUCACCCCUGCCUCCAUCGCCUUCCCCGCCCUCUCCUAAGCCGCCGUCACCCAAGCCUCCUUCACCCAAGCCCCCGUCACCUUAGCCGCCGUCUCCCUCCCAACCCUGUCAUAAACCCCCUUCGUCCCAGCCGCCGUCGCCCUCCCCACCCUCUCCUAAACCGCCGUCACCCCUGCCGCCAUCGCCUUCCCCACCCUCUCCUAAGCCGCCGUCGCCCCAGCCACCGUCGCCUCCCCACCCUCUCCUAAACCGCCGUCACCCCUGCCGCCGUCACCCAAGCCCCCGUCUCCCUCCCAACCCUGUCAUAAACCCCCUUCGCCCCAGCCACCGUCGCCUUCCCCGCCCUCUCCUAAGCCGCCGUCGCCCCUGCUGCCAUCGCCCUCCCCACCUUCACCAAGCCCCCGUCACCCAAGCCCCCGUCACGCAAGCCGCCCACUCACCCUCGCUCACCUAAGCUUCCCUCACCCUCCUCCUUCCAAGCCGCCAUCACCCAAGCCCGGCUCACCCUCGCCGCCCUCACCUAUGCCGGCAUCGCUCCUGCCUCCCUCGCCUCGGCCUUCUCUUCAUCCCCCCAUCCGUCAUCCCCCAUCGCCCCGGACCGCGUCUGCACCCCCGCCCAGCCCCGCCUCUCGCACCCCUCGGGCGCCUCGCCACCACCGCUUACCACCGCCUGGCUCGCACUCGAGCGCCAACGUGCUGUCGCUGUCCGCGGGAGGCUACCGGUACCGCAUGUACGACGUGGACGCCUCGAAGCGCAUGCCGUACGGCGGGGCGGAGGCGUUCUGCAGCGGGCUGGGCGAGGGCUGGGAGCUGGCGCCUUACAUCGAGGGUGCCAGCUUCGGCGCCCUGACGGAGCUCUGCGCCGCCAACCACUACACCUGCUGGUGCAGGCGCGAGCAGGAGGACACGCUGUGCCCGCUGAUUGACGCAAACGGGGUCCUGCAGAAGCAGGGGUGUGAGCAGGACGUGCGGUUUGUGUGCCGCGAGAAGAUGACGUAGACAUAGACGUGUGUGUAUGGGCGCUUGCUUUAGCGCUAUUUAUUCACUGUAACGUUUCCGUUGCAGCUGACACUCGUUUGUUUUCAAUGAGCACGUAUUGUACAUGCCUGCGCUUAGCAUACCGGGCCUCGACUAUUGAAGUCCUUUGCAUCUUUCCCGCGAUCUUCAUCUUACCAGACGGUUUCUCACGUUAUCAUGAUGUGUUGAUCAAGACACGCUAAUCUUAUCUUUCUCUCUUCUAGUAUGCGUGAAGCCCUGGUGUAUGAUGGUGUAUGAAAUGGAAUGCAAAAGAACGCAUCUUAUGGAUUUGCUCACCCUUAAUUCUCGGGUGGAGACCUAAGAAUACUGUAUAUGCCACCUUCCUUAUUGUCCUCGGAGGCUAGCUGCGUUCGUGUCUAGGCGCAGAUGGGUUGUUCGGUCACGGCUGUAGCGUGUUUGCUUCCACACAACACUUGCCUCAAGCCUACACGCCCACCUUAAUACCGGUACUGUUCCCUGUUUGUGUUUACGUGUAUGUACGGUGGCUCCUGCCACCACGUUGCUUUGUUUUAACCCAUUGUUGAAAAGCGUACUAAGGCUCACACCAGCAACCUUGCCAUUAGAGCAAUGGUCUGCGUCCGUGCUGCACUCGGUUGUCCCAUGGGUCACCAGAGGUGCUUAACUGCUUACACGACAUGGGACGUGCUCGCGUAGAGCAUGCUGGGCCAUGCAACAAGCACCAAGACGGGGACCAGUACUGCUACCCAUGCAAGCUCUGCGCUGCAUGGAGAGGAUAGACACGAUUAAGUGACGUUACAGGG
Molecule: messenger RNA, 2846 nt
Organism: Astrephomene gubernaculifera
Lineage: Eukaryota; Viridiplantae; Chlorophyta; Chlorophyceae; Chlamydomonadales; Astrephomenaceae
Source: the annotation of a GenBank genome assembly